This is a messenger RNA of Zea mays, 2213 nucleotides long. RefSeq lists its product as uncharacterized. Gene Ontology annotation, biological process: proteolysis. The coding region runs from base 150 to 2009 and encodes 619 amino acids. NCBI's taxonomy places the organism in Eukaryota, Viridiplantae, Streptophyta, Magnoliopsida, Poales, Poaceae. The record is from RefSeq and is a predicted model, not a curated record. Gene Ontology annotation, molecular function: cysteine-type peptidase activity. The transcript is spliced from 14 exons.
GCGUUUCGCUCGCACAAGCCAAACCCCCCUCCCCAAAAGCUCAACCCCCCCGCAGUCGGGCUGUCCCAUACCACCUACCCCCUCCAUCCAUUUGAAUCUCUCCCCCUCCCCGAUCAUCGCAGGCCGAUCGAUCGGCGGCUGCGGCGGCGAUGGGGCGGAGGAAUGACGACAUCGACUGGAAGAGCGUGUUUCUGUCCUACUUCUCUCAUGGCGCCUCCUCCGACCCCGCCGCGACGCGGGCGUCGGGCGUCGCGAUGGCGGCGUCAUCGGACGACGACGAGCGACGGCGGGGGUCUCCGGGCCUCCACCAACGGUCCGAGGAGCCGCGCAGCGAGCUGGAGCGGCGCUUCGGCAAGUGCUGCCGCCCCGGCGCGCAGGUUGAUGGCGGGGCGCAGGCGCAGCACUGCCGAGUCACCCGUGCGGCGGCCAAGGCUGCUGUUGGUUUGGGACCGGAUGUUUCUUCUGCUUCUAACGUUGUAUAUGACCUCAGUCCAAUAAAUGAUGACAAAGAAGGGGAACAUGUCCAUGACAAAAACUAUUCUAAGUUAUCUCCCAAGUUUAGCGAGAAGAAGAAUUAUGGCCAGGUACCCUUGAGCAAACAGAAAAGUCAAGGCCAUGGUGGAAAAAGGAAAUCUAUACCGGUGGCCAAGAUUUACUCAAGCCAACCAAAUUCAACAACUCAUGCCAUUGAUUUAAAGGAGCCUGAUCAUCAAAGUUCACUUCCCAGUAAAUUCUCUAAGAGGAGGAAGCAACAACUCCAAAAAUCAUCUUCUAUUUAUUCUCGAAAGGUUCAAGAUGUGGUUCUAUUGGAUGAUGAAGAUAUCGAACCUAAGGAAGAAGUAAAACUUGAGAUGUCUGACAGACUGAAUGAACCAAAGAUCUACUACCCAUCAAGAGAUGAUCAAGAAGUUGUCGAGCUCACCAGAUCUGAUAUCAGAUGUCUUGAUCCUGAAGUAUUUUUGUCGUCACAGGUGAUCAAUUUCUACAUCAAGUACAUCAAAAUGACCAGAUUGUGCGAUGAAAAUUUCAGAGACAAAUUCUACAUAUUUAACACAUACUUCUAUGGAAAGCUUGAGGAAGCAUUGCGUCGGCCGCGUGACUUCCCAAAGUUGAGAAGGUGGUCGAAAGGUGUCAAUAUAUUCAAUAACGCAUACAUCAUCUUGCCGAUCCAUGGGAAGGAGCACUGGAGCUUGGUAAUCAUUUGCCUUCCUCCAAAAGAGAGGACUUCUUCAGAACCGAUCAUUAUACUUCAUCUGGACUCCUUAGGCAUGCAUCCCAGCACUAAGAUCUUGAACACGGUUGGGAGGUACCUUGAAAAGGAGUGGCGCUUCUUAUCCGUUGCAUGGCCGUGUCUUCUGAAUGAUAUACGCAAGGAAGCUGUCCAGGUUCCGCAGCAGAACAAUGCGUACGACUGCGGUAUCUUCAUGCUGUAUUACAUUGAACAGUUUAUAAAGAAGGCACCGGCAAGGUUCACCACCGAUAAACUUGGCAUGUUUAAUCGCAGUUGGUUCAAGCCUGAAGAAGCAUCCGGUCUAAGGCAGAGAAUAAGAGAGCUACUGCUGCAAGAGUUUGGAAGUGCCAGGCCGGAUGAAGCUGCAUCAGAGGCAGAUGUUGCUGCUAAGAGAAAAGAAGGCAUCAGUGCUGCAGAGUGGAACGAGGAGGAGGCAGGCCGUGUCGUAUCAGAAUCAGACUCAUGUUCAUACGGCGCCGGAGACGAAAAAGGUACAGUAAAGGCAGAUUCUGGCAGCGCAGAAGCUGAGAAAGAAGGUGGGCUGGUUGUGACUGCAUCAUCGCAGAAAAGAUCGAAGGGGACGGCGGAGGAGGAGGAGGAGGUCCGUGGUAGUAGCAUGCCAGUCCCGGAUGCAGUUUGUGAGAUCACUGGGACCAAGGUGUGGAUCAAGAGGGUCUACAGACGAACAGGGUGGCCACCUGGAAAUUGGUGCUGGAGCAGUGGCGGAUCCAGCAGGGAUGCACGCAGGGCGUUCAUAGAACAAUUCUCUCGAAAGUAGUUAGAACUAAGAGCACAGAUGUUGGUUUGCUAUCCUGAGGCGCCUGUUGUUGACACUGGCUAGACGAUGCUUCCAGGUCGGUCGGGCACCUGCAGUUGUCAUCAACCUCUCGAUAAACCGAUAACUUUAGCAAGUGCUGCAUAUACUCCUGCAAGUGCUGCAUUUUGUUUUUUAUAAUGGAAACAAGAGUUCCAGCUUUUCGCA